Messenger RNA from Pteropus alecto (black flying fox), 3827 nucleotides. It is a transcript of the gene ITK, whose product is annotated as IL2 inducible T cell kinase. The transcript has 17 exons. The record is from RefSeq and is a predicted model, not a curated record. Gene Ontology annotation, biological process: intracellular signal transduction; B cell receptor signaling pathway; T cell receptor signaling pathway. NCBI's taxonomy places the organism in Eukaryota, Metazoa, Chordata, Mammalia, Chiroptera, Pteropodidae. The coding region runs from base 87 to 1949 and encodes 620 amino acids. Gene Ontology annotation, molecular function: non-membrane spanning protein tyrosine kinase activity; ATP binding; protein binding.
UCAUUGCAUUCCUUGCCCCGAAGCUAUCUCCUCUGGUUGUGCGGAAGGGUGAUGCCUAAGGCGCAUCACUUUUCAAGAAUUGGAUCAUGAACAACUUUAUCCUUCUGGAAGAACAGCUCAUCAAAAAAUCCCAGCAAAAGAGAAGAACUUCUCCCUCGAACUUUAAAGUCCGCUUCUUUGUUUUAACCAAAACCAGCCUGGCGUACUUUGAGGACCGUCAUGGGAAAAAGCGCACGUUGAAGGGCUCCAUUGAACUCUCCCGAAUCAAAUGUGUCGAGAUUGUGAAAAGUGACAUUAGCAUCCCUUGCCACUAUAAAUACCCAUUUCAGGUUGUGCAUGACAACUACCUCCUGUACGUGUUUGCUCCAGACCGCGAGAGCAGGCAGCGCUGGGUGCUGGCUCUUAAAGAAGAAACAAGGAAUAAUAACAGUUUGGUGCCCAAGUAUCAUCCUAAUUUCUGGAUGGAUGGGAGAUGGAGGUGCUGUGCUCAGCUGGAGAAGCUUGCUGUUGGCUGUGCCCACUACGAUCCAACAAAGAAUGCUUCAAAGAAGCCUCUUCCUCCUACUCCUGAAGACAACAGGCGAUCACUUCAUGAGCAUGAAGAAACCCUGGUCAUUGCCUUGUAUGACUACCAAACAAAUGACCCCCAGGAGCUGACGCUGCAGCGCAAUGAGGAGUACUACCUGCUGGACAGUUCUGAGAUUCACUGGUGGAGAGUUCAAGACAGGAAUGGGCAUGAAGGAUAUGUACCAAGCAGUUAUCUGGUGGAAAAGUCUCCGAAUAACCUGGAAACAUAUGAAUGGUACAAUAAGAGUAUCAGCCGAGACAAAGCCGAGAAACUUCUUUUGGACACAGGCAAAGAAGGAGCCUUCAUGGUACGAGAUUCCAGGACUCCAGGAACGUACACCGUGUCUGUUUUCACCAAGGCCAUCGUAAGUGAGAACAACCCCUGUAUAAAGCACUAUCACAUCAAAGAAACGAAUGACAAUCCCAAGCGAUACUAUGUGGCUGAAAAGUAUGUGUUUGAUUCCAUCCCUCUCCUCAUCAAUUAUCACCAACACAACGGAGGAGGCCUGGUCACUCGACUCCGCUAUCCGGUUUGUUCCUGGAGGCAGAAGGCCCCGGUCACAGCAGGGCUGAGAUACGGGAAAUGGGUGAUUGAUCCCUCGGAGCUCACUUUCGUGCAGGAGAUUGGCAGCGGGCAAUUCGGGUUGGUGCAUCUUGGCUACUGGCUCAACAAGGACAAGGUGGCCAUCAAAACCAUUCAGGAAGGAGCUAUGUCAGAAGAGGACUUCAUAGAGGAGGCUGAAGUCAUGAUGAAACUCUCUCACCCCAAACUGGUCCAGCUGUAUGGGGUGUGCCUGGAGCAGGCCCCCAUCUGCCUGGUGUUUGAGUUCAUGGAGCACGGCUGCCUGUCAGAUUACCUGCGCAGCCAGCGGGGGCUCUUUGCGUCAGAGACCCUGCUGGGCAUGUGCCUGGACGUGUGUGAGGGCAUGGCCUACCUGGAAGAGGCGUGUGUCAUCCACAGAGACCUGGCUGCCCGAAAUUGUUUAGUGGGAGAAAACCAAGUCAUCAAGGUGUCUGACUUUGGGAUGACAAGGUUCGUCCUUGAUGAUCAGUACACCAGUUCCACAGGCACCAAAUUCCCAGUGAAGUGGGCAUCCCCAGAAGUCUUCUCUUUCAGUCGCUAUAGCAGCAAGUCGGAUGUGUGGUCAUUUGGUGUGCUCAUGUGGGAAGUCUUCAGCGAAGGCAAAAUCCCAUAUGAAAACCGAAGCAACUCAGAGGUGGUGGAAGACAUCACUACUGGAUUUCGGUUAUACAAGCCCCGGCUGGCCUCCUCACACAUCUACCAGAUCAUGAAUCAUUGCUGGAAAGAGAAACCAGAAGACCGGCCACCUUUCUCCAGACUCUUGAGUCAACUGGGUGAAAUCGCAGAAUCGGGACUUUAGCAGAGACUCAGCUGCAGAUCCUCAGUGGGGGCAGGAAGUCCUCCCUCCAUAGAGCAUUAAAAGCUGCCACCAGCCCAGGACUCCCCAGAGGACGCUGGCCUGUGGCGCCGUCCCUGAGCUGCCAUGGAGGCAGCACCCUGACAGAAGCUGGCCCUGGGCCACAGGCAGGAGGCUCAGCCAAUGAACUGGGAGCGAGGCCAGAGCAGCGGCGAUGUCUCUUCCCUCCCUCCAGCCUCUUAUCUUGCAUGGUGCAUAAACCUCAAUCUGACAGCUUUCAGGCAACAUUUCUCGCACUUCUUAGAGAAAGGGAGAAAUGGGGUAGGACCCUGGAUUAUUAUUAUUUUAAACAUGGAUAUAAAAUUCAUAGUCAAAAGACUUUUUAUGUCACCUGACGACACAGAAUCCCAGGAUAUGGGCAGAGGAACAAAGAGCAUGACUCUUUUUCAAGGAGAACUGUGAGUUAAGGACAAAAAGAGUAAGCUCUGCCAUGAUGCUGUCAGCCACAGCUUCCUGCCAUAGAGGAUGAUGGAACAGCUGCUCACAUCAGAGGCCGGAUAUUCUGAGAAACAGCUUUAUGAGGUUUUACUCAGAGUACACUGCCACCUCUCUCCUUGAAGGGAGCACGAUGGACUCAGGUGAAUAAUUUCGAUCCCACAGUUGGAGAGUUAGGUAUCUGGUGUCCAGGCAGAAAGAGGGCUUCUGAUGAUAGGGAACCAACUGGUACAAAGGCCUUAGGCUGUUACCACUCCGAUGUGUUAAGCCAGGCAGGUGACUGUGCCUUCCCUUCUGCACAGACUGCUUCCGGAGGCAUCCUAGGAGGAAGUGGUUCCUUCUGAACACCGACUCUCAGGACUGUCAUCACUUCCACCCCUUCCAGGAAUCAGUCCCCUCUCUGCACUCUGUCACCCUCAUCAACAGAGGGCAGCAUCGUGUUGGGCAGUGUAGCCUUGCAGAGAAAUUGUAACUUGUUUAAGCCCUAGAGAUUUGCAACCGUAAGGCUGAGACUUUAAGUCUCCCAGAAUUGGGGGAGAAGAACAAAAGGUGUGUUCUUGCUCAAACAAUCUGCAUGGAAACUGAGUCAGGCACUGAGUGGGAUGCUCCUAAGAUGCACAAGGAUGCCUACUGUUCACUGAGCACUUAAAUAUUCAAAGUGAAUAUUUGCUGAGCUUACCCUGCAUGCACAUCAACCCCGUGAGAUAGUAUUUUUACUCCCAUUUUACAGAUAGUAAAACAGAGGCUUUAAAAAUCCAGGACACCUCCCAGAAGUGACAGAGCUAGGCAGUAUAGAGCUGGAUUCUAGCCCACAGCUACCUGACUCCAGUUCGCUUUCUUUAUUCCUGUUCAACAUUGCCUUUUACUGAAAAUGAAAGGGAUUGCAGAGGAGAGAAGCACAGCAGAGGGGAAAGGCAGAGAAAACCAACAAAGACAUCAACAAAGCAUCACCAGCAAGUAAUACUGAUCCCACACAGACGACUGUGGUUGGCACUGUAGCACUCCAGCUUGGAGUAAGAUCUUCUCUUUACUAAUCUGUAGCCUCCCCUUUGUCAGAGUUAAUAAGUUUGAGCUCACUCAGUUAAUUAACCCUUUGAUUCACCCAACCCACCAGAGUCAUCAUGUCUCAUGAAGGAUUUAUAGGAGAGCUUCAAAGCAGCUUGGAAAGAUUCUCCUGCAGAAGUAUAAAUGCUUCCUUUAAUUAUCAUUCCAACUUUGAGCUGGCUGCAGUCUUCUUGGACACUUGGUGGGGAAGAGUACUCCCUGAUGUAAGAGAGAGUUAAUUUUCCCACAGUGUUCAGAUAAAACUCUAGGAGCGAUUAUUGGAUGCCAUUGCAAUCAUCUUUUUCUAAAUCAUGUGAUAUUUUGACCAGCCGGAGAGUCAGA